CCAAUUCCAAACAAAUUGAGAAUAUUAUGUAGUUAAUAUUUAAUAUAAUAAUAUAUACCUAUUAUAUUAUAUAAAUAUAAGUAUAAACAUUGUUAAAUUAUUACACAUAAUAUACCAUUAUGCAGCAUCGUGCUUCUUAAAGUAGUUCAAUUUUAAUCUUUAUCCGUGGUUCCGUGUUUCUGUUAUUCUAAAUUUCCGAAUCCGAAUUUGAAUUUGAAAAAUCUGACAAAUAGUAUUAUAGUAAUGUUGAAUAUUAUAUUUUAAUAUAAUAUUUAUUAAUUAAUUGUUAUUUAAAAGUCAUUAAAAAGUAAUUAAUGUUCAUUUUACAUAUAUUAAUUGGUAGCAGAUUAUUAUAAUUAUUACAAUUUAUUAAUAGAUAGAGUAUAAUAUUACCUAUGCGGUGAAAUUGUUAUCUAUUGUGUUGUAUUGAAGUUGAAUGUGAAAAUAAAAUGUGCGGCCGAACUGCUUGUAACUUGAAAUGUGAAACUUAUUGCAAAGCAACGAGCUAUAAAGAUCGUAAAGAUACAUUGUAUCGUCAACCAGAAUGGCAUGAUGAAAUGAAUGAUAACUUUCAAUUUAAACAAUCCAACAACAUAGCACCUACUGAUAUAACUCCUAUUCUUGUUUCUGGCGAAGAAUUUGUAGGCUACCCUUCUAGGAUAUUGACACCCAUGAUAUGGGGUAUGAUACCUCCUUGGCAUAAGGGAAAUUUCAACAAUCAUGGAUUGAGUACAAAUAAUUGUCGAAUAGAAAAUGUAACAACUUCAAAACUAUACAGUGAACCAUUGACUAAGGGAAGAAGAUGUGUUGUAAUUUGUGAAGGUUUCUACGAAUGGAAAACAACUGAGGGACCUGGAAAGAAAAAACCUUACUUUAUAUACAUGCCACAGAAAAAUGGAGUUUCAGUUUAUGAUACAAAUGCUUGGGAAUCAGCUCAGUGGUCAGAGCAAAAUGGUUGGUGUGGACCAUCUCUACUACAAUUAGCUGGUAUUUACAAUAAAUGGAAUUCAUCCGAUGGGGAUGUUUAUAGCUAUUCGAUUAUCACAAUGGAAUCGAGCAAGUCAUUUUCACAACUUCAUCACAGAAUUCCUGCAGUCUUAGAGAAUGAACAACUUAUAGAGGACUGGUUAGAUACUAGAAGGGUGUCUGCAAGUCAAGCCAUCUCUAUGCUUCGUCCUACUGAUAAUCUGACCUGGUAUGAAGUGUCAAGCAUAGUCAACAACUCACGUAACAAAAGUGAAGAUUGCAAUAAACCAACAUCAAAAAUAGUUAACAAAAGCAGCACUUUCAUGACAUCUUGGUUAACAGGAAAAAAUAAAAAAAGUGAUAGUAAUGAUGAAGAUCAAAUGAGGAAAAAACCUAAAAAUUAAUUACUCAUUAUCAUACAAUUUUAAUUGAUGUAUACAACAUAGUAUAUUAUUUAUAACUAUUAUAAUAAUAAUAUUUUCAAAAUAAAA
Messenger RNA from Rhopalosiphum padi (bird cherry-oat aphid), 1457 nucleotides. Its product is annotated as abasic site processing protein HMCES. Bases 450 to 1370 code for a protein of 306 amino acids. The record is from RefSeq and is a predicted model, not a curated record. Gene Ontology annotation, molecular function: single-stranded DNA binding. The transcript has 6 exons. Lineage: Eukaryota; Metazoa; Arthropoda; Insecta; Hemiptera; Aphididae. Gene Ontology annotation, biological process: DNA damage response.